AUGUAGGAAUAAAAUUCACUAUUCUUUUGCCCCGAAAAUGAAGAGAGUGAAAUUAUAAAGGCAAAGACUUAUGAUGUUUAAACCCAGAGAAUACCGGCUAGCUUUUAUUCACAAUUUUCAGAUGGCACUGACUCUUUUAUGGAUAUGAGACGAGAACAUUAAUGCAAUUCUGCUUGCUCUUCAUCUAGUUUACAAUCCUCUCGAACUCUGCCAGAUGAAUGUAUGCAACAUAAUUAUUCAAAAUGUUUAGAUUUAGACAUCUUAUCUGAAGCUGCUAAACAAUCCUUCACUUUUGUAUUCAAAUCCUAAGAAGAUUGGUUGGAACAUUUCACAUCAAAAUGUCUAACCUUAGAUACUUUUUUCAAAGACUGUGCAUUCAAUUCAUUAAUAGAAAAAGAAAUUCAAAAUGAAGAUUCAAAAAUCAAAUUAAGCAUAGUAUUAACUGUAGAUUACUUUACAAACCUAUUCACUUUUUCUUUGUAUCUCAUAUGGAAAUGGAUCCAAAACGAAAACUAGAUGGAUAUGACAAACUAUGUUUCAUGUCAGAAUUCAAUCCCCAUAUUUUUCAAUUUCAUCUUUCAAUAUCGCUCCAAUGAGUUGAAGAACGAUAAAAUCUUUAUUGCUUUCAUAGAAUAAACCAUAUCAACUAUUUCCAAAUCAAAAUUUGCAGAAGACCAACAAUCAAAACCAUACUUAGGAGUUGGAAUGAGUUAAAAUUCUAAACCUCUUCCUGUGCUAAAGGAAAACGAAAUAUUUCCUUGGCACCCAGAAGAAGUAGCCAAAAUAUUAAGCAUCAUUAAUCAAACCUUUUACGCAGAUUUACAAAUUAAAAAUGUAGUUGUUAGAGGAGGUCUUAAAUAUUAUUUCAAAAGAAUUAACUCCUUCUCAUAAUACAUCAUUUACUCAGUCGUUAAAAGUCCUUGUAAAUAUAAGAGAUAGGAAGCUUUGUCAUAUUGGAUCGAUUUGGCAGAAAGAUUAUAACUUCAAAAUGAUCUGGAAGGACUAUUCAUAGUGUUCAAAUAUGGCAUAUAAUUAUUAUUGAAGGAUUAUAUUUCUACGAUGCCAAUCUUAUUCAAACAUCAAAAUCGCAUCUCAAAAAUAAAUGCGUAUUAUGAACAACAAAUAAAAGACAAUCUAAAAAUUAUCAGACCUAAUUCAAAAGGAUACAAUAUUCCUUCCUUCCAAAAAUAUCAGACUCACAUUAAAAGAUUGGAAUUGCAAGCAAAACAGAAUAGAUAAGCUUUUGAAUAAAUUGCUAGUCUUUUAGCAGAGUUGGUGGCAAUUUCAAAAGAAUAAUAAUAUAAAUAAUCUAUUAUGAACCAUUAAUUAUCAUUUUAAGAGCAGCAAAUAGCCAGGUUUUUAACUCAAGGGAUUCAAAAUGAAUUGGAGAAUAACCUUAAGAUCCCUCUAGAAAAAGAAACUUUGGUUUAUAUUGAAUUGAUCAAAUUGUCAAAGAUAAUGAAUUGA
This is a messenger RNA of Paramecium tetraurelia, 1467 nucleotides long. RefSeq lists its product as uncharacterized. The transcript is spliced from 4 exons. Gene Ontology annotation, molecular function: guanyl-nucleotide exchange factor activity. Gene Ontology annotation, biological process: small GTPase-mediated signal transduction. The record is from RefSeq and is a predicted model, not a curated record. Lineage: Eukaryota; Ciliophora; Oligohymenophorea; Peniculida; Parameciidae.